AUGAUAAAUACAACUGAUAAAAACACAACUGAACCAAAAGUAGUAUGGAAUUUCUCGAAUCGCAAUUUAGCUGAAGAAGAGCUUCGUGUAUUAGAAAAAGGAAUGUCUUACAACCAUUCUUGCACAGUGAAUCGCUCUAAAGUAAUCUCCAAUGUUGAAUAUUUAUUCCAUCAGGCUUCUAAAAUUCCAAAAGAAUCAAUUGACUUUAAAAAAUGGGAUGAAGAUCCUGAUGACAUUGCAAAUAAAGAAAUUCGAGUUUUGGAACCAAAACAACUAUCUCUCGCAGCAGAUUUAAAAAGUACAACAGAAAAAUUCUUCCAACAUGCACAAAUGUCAAUUAAGAUGAGAAAAGAUAAAAAUUUAAAUGGAAAUCAUGAUGACAAAAUAUUAUUAAAGUUAUCCAAAGAUCUAUCUAUUUUAAUUACUAAACCUGAUAAAGGUCGUGGUGUCGUAAUACUUGAUCGUAAUGAUUAUAUUGAAAAAUUAGAAAAAAU
Molecule: messenger RNA, 494 nt
Organism: Rotaria sp. Silwood2
Lineage: Eukaryota; Metazoa; Rotifera; Eurotatoria; Philodinida; Philodinidae
Source: the annotation of a GenBank genome assembly